GGAUGUCUGACGUCAUAUUACUGGGACGAAGCUGUACGAGGACAUGACUCGUUGAGUAACCGGUGUGGGUGCAAACGUCCCGUGAAUAAACCCACUCUCCAUUUUCACAAUGUUGGCUUGUCAACGGGGCUUGGCCGGCAGUAUCACCUCCGCUCUCCAGGUUCUUCGCAGCGAUCGAGUCGUUGUUUGCCGCCAGCUGCAGAGACGUCUGUCCACACAAACGGACGGAGAGGUCCGCAUCGCAGAGGUACUGAAGCAGAAGUUUCCGUUAGCCUCGUCGCUCAAAGUUGUGGAUAUAUCAGGUGGUUGUGGGGCUAUGUAUGAGAUCCAUAUAGAGUCCAGUGAGUUCAAAGGAAAAAGGACGGUGCAACAACACCAGUUAGUCAAUCAGGCACUCAAGGAUGAGAUUCAAGGAAUGCAUGGACUGCGAAUAUUCACUGAUGUUCCAAAACCUUAGAGCAAGUCUUUCCACUAUUGACCCACAGCUUAUUCCUUUGUUCACUCUAUCUGUUAUGAAUGUACAGUUUUAAUGAGGAUAUUGUGUAUUAAAUGGAUUCCAUGAUAA
Molecule: messenger RNA, 565 nt
Organism: Xiphias gladius (swordfish)
Lineage: Eukaryota; Metazoa; Chordata; Actinopteri; Istiophoriformes; Xiphiidae
Gene: bola3
Product: bolA family member 3
Exons: 4
Coding region: 110-457 (115 amino acids)
Source: RefSeq, a predicted model, not a curated record